This is a messenger RNA of Striga asiatica, 769 nucleotides long. Lineage: Eukaryota; Viridiplantae; Streptophyta; Magnoliopsida; Lamiales; Orobanchaceae. The record is from the annotation of a GenBank genome assembly.
GAGGGAAAAAAAAGACGAAAAGUUGCAAUGGAAAAGCUUUUGGAAUUCGGUAGGAAAGCGAUGUUCUAUGUUAGGGUUCUUUCGGGAUAUGAAGAGCGCAAAAUCAGAUCUUACAGACUGCAGCUCCAACAACGCCUUCAACAGGCGCAAGAGAGGAAAGAAGCUCUUAAGAAGGUUCCUGAACAAAUUAUUUUAUCGGAGGUGCGGAAAAUGGUGGAGGAUAUGCAGUCCUUGAAUAAGAAGUUAGAAGAAACAGAAGCAGCCAUUGAGGAACACUUUAAGCCGAUAGACAAGGAAGCUGAGAUUAUAAUGAAAACACAGCUCGAAGGUGAGGAGAAAUCUAUGAGAGAGAUGGUGAUGGCCAUGCAGAGACAGGCUCUACUCGAGCAAGCUGAAGCCGAAAGAAUUGCGAAUUCGCGAAAUUCUAACAAGACAGAUCAAAGUAUUCAACAACCAACAGACGUGGAAAAGAAAACCGAGACGGCUUAAUCAUGUCCGCCUUCCCCAGUUCUUUUAGUGUAUCACAAUGAGGUUUUAUACUGGAUAAUUUUAAGUGUUUUCUUGAAAUUCUAAUGUCUGGAGAAUGCAGUAUCUUGUGUGGCAAGAUUAUGCUCAAUUGGCCCUUCUGUGUUAGUUUUAACCAGUUUUGUUUAAGCUUAUUUGUUAUUUAGAGAUGUUUAAGAAAGUUACCAAAGGAAGUUCCUCUGGUGUUUUUGUAAGAACUAACAAUUAUUCAAGAAGUCUUUUGAGAAUAUACAACUGAUUACAG